AUGCAUGCCACAGUCGACGGCCCAACUCCUUCUGCGACUGACAUCGCGCCGUCUGCCAGCGUGUCCGUUACGUCCGCCUCACCUCCUCCGCCCCCCGCGGUCUCCGGCUCACCAAAUGACCCCGGUCCCUCCCCUCUCCGCCGCUUGAAGUCCAAGUCUUCUCUCUGGAGUCUCGGCAGCAGCAACCAUAGCGGUCACGAAGACGACAUCCCAGCCGAGCCCUCUAGCGCCGAGAAGGCUGCAGGUGGUAAGCCGGGCAUCUUCCGUCGCCUAUCGCCCGCGCUCGCGGCCCGCGUGAAGCUACUCGACGGCACCAACAAGGUGACGAGCGCGCCCCGGGAUCCUAAAAACGUCGGUCGGAUUCCCGAAGAACAGCUCAAGGAGCUGGACAGCCAGCACCAGGACCUGUCGAUCAAGGUUGAGAAGCGAGGACAGGCGUGGUCCGGUCCAACGGCUCCUUCCCCGGAUCAACAUCCACAGUACUUUAAGCGGAGCGCGUCGAACAGGCUCGAGAUCCCCAGUCACGAUCUUCUACAGCGCGCGACCGAGGCAUACGCGGAAGGGCCAGAUUACGCCGACGCGGUCGUCGACGGCCCGGAACCCCCCUCUCCGCCGACAACACCAUCCAUGUCUGUUGCAGAGGCUGCGCCCGCGCCGCUGCGCGUAGAGCCCGCGUCCUUGCCCGAACCAUCACUACCCACCGACACAGCCCAAGAUACGCGGACGGAUUUUGAGAAAUAUGUCGAUGACACGAAACGCAGCGAGGAGCAGUCAGCGGAAUCCGCCCCUGCGCCCCCGCCAAAGGACUCUCCACCUAACUACGCGGUCGCCUCAUCUUCUAACUCACAGUCGUACUUCAACCCCAUGGGCUUGCAACGUGCCGAAUCAAUAUACUCCUUCUCCCGUGCCUCGUUCAGCAACCAGCUGUCCCAGCUCACGUCUAUUCCUUUACCGCAGCCCGGAGCGCUCGAGACUAGUAUAAGAAAUAUUUCCACGGCGUUCGCGGCGGUGCGCGCGUUGAACGGCGCGGCGGAGCAAAUCCAGAUUUGGAUUAGAAAGGCGUCGGAUGUGCUCAGUGGGCUGGACUCCGAGGAUGACGUGGAGUGGGCGGCUGCCGGUGGGCGAGAGGGUCUUGAUGGGGUGGAUAAAGCCAUCACUCGCUUCGAGUCGCUGGUGAAUGUCUACGUGAAGGCCAUCGAGAACGUGCAACUUCGGGACGAUAUCGCUAAUGUCGACUCGGAGAGCUUGAAGACGAUUGUCAGUCAGAUGGAAAGCAUUCUGCACAACUGGGCUCAGAUUAAGAACAAGUUGCGCGGUGUGAAGGAGCAAGUGGAGUUGGCCAUGGAGUGGGAGGAGCUUUGGUCUAACGUGUUGGGUGACGUGGGCAUGGAGAUUGACAACCUGAGCGGGAUGAUUUUUGAGAUGGAGGAGAAGCGACACCAUACUUUGAUGGAUACCGGCGAUUCAACGGGUGGUCUGGAUAUAAACGAACUCGAGACUAUCGUGGAGGAAUCUCCGACCAAGGGCCGGUCCCCUGCUACUAAUCGUCUGAGUAUGCUCGCAGCAGCAUCUGGGACGCCCGUUAUCAAGACGCCGCAGGAUGACUCCAGCUAUUCUAACCUGAUGGCCCUGUUUGCGCGCAUGCAACCACUCCGGGCAUCUUUGGAUUUCUUGCCCAUGAGACUCUCUAUGUUCCAAUCGCGGGCCGAGGGCGUCUUCCCAAGUGCUUGUGAGGAGCUCGAUGACCGACGAAGCCGGCUGGAGAAGAGCUAUAAGGUCCUUGAGACGGAUGCGGAAGCUUUGCGAAAGGAACUGGGUGAGGACAAGUGGAUUAUAGUGUUCCGCAACGCGGGCAGUCAGGCACAGAAGAUGUUCGAGUCGGUCGAGCGGAGCAUUUCCAAGUUGCAGGAAGGAUUGGAGACCAACGCGCAGGUUCACAAUCCGGGCAAUAUGACCAAGCGGAUUGAGAAUUACGAGGCCAAGAAGAUGCACUAUGUUCCUGCUAUCGAGCGGGUCAUUUCUAUUAUCCAGAAGGGUGUCAAUGAUCGUUUGACUGUGAACGGCGAGGUGCUACGCCUUUUGUCCGACAUGACCUCGCGGACGGAUGCCCUCAAAGCUAGUCUUCGGGUGAUGGAUUCUUCUCUUGAGGAUGUGCAAAUUGUCAAGGGUCAACAAUUGCGUGACUCGAUCUCAAGUAUCAUUACGAUGGACAGCCCAGCUACGGGUAGUGCUAUUGACACCCCCGGGAGCUCGCCUGCUUCGUCGGUUGUUAUGAGCGGCAGUGGAUACAAGACGCCCAUGGGAAGCUCCAGUCGUCGCGAAAGCUCGGUCGGCAGUGCCACGACGCGCUCAACCAUGUCAAAGGUCCGUCGAUUGUCUGGUCUGCCGCAAGUGACUGCCACUAUGACCGGACGCAAGUCUUCUCUCCCCAAGCCAACGGCCCCCGUUACACCCACGCCAGCGACCCGCAAGACCUCUCACAUCCCACAACCAUCUACCAUUCCGAAUCGCCCUCGUUGGAACGCCAGUACCAACCUGAAUGAUCUACAUUCGAGCUCUGGAUAUCUGAGUACCACAACGCCGGGCACCACAAGGAAGAGCUCUGCCCCGGUGUACGGCCGUCCGUCGUCGACGGUCCCUUUCCGGCGAGAUAUGUCUGCAUCUCCUGUACCUGGUGCUGGCCGUUCACUUAGCCGUCUAUCAAACCGACUGGCGUCGUCGUCCCGCAGUCCCAACCGCAACGUGUCAUCCCCCACCCCACCCAGCUCCUCCCUGCUCGAUCCUCCACCUUAUAGUCGUCUCCGCAGACCAUCUGGCCUAUCCGCUACUCCUCGUAGCCGACAGAGCUUCGCUGGAACGGGCUCUUCUUUCAGUCGCAGCGUUUCUUCCCAAGGGCCAGGCUACGAACCACAGGAGAGUCCUACAAAGUCGACGCGUCCGGGUACAGCCCUCGGCCACUCUGGCAGUCGGCGAACUAGUCUCCUACCCUUGCCUAAGCGAUCGAACGGGGGAUCGGCUUCACAGGCGAACCUGGCUGCCCGGCCACCUUGGAGAGCAUAA
Molecule: messenger RNA, 3060 nt
Organism: Penicillium cataractarum
Lineage: Eukaryota; Fungi; Ascomycota; Eurotiomycetes; Eurotiales; Aspergillaceae
Product: KAR9 family protein
Exons: 2
Coding region: 1-3060 (1019 amino acids)
Biological process (GO): establishment of spindle localization; nuclear migration along microtubule; mitotic spindle orientation checkpoint signaling
Cellular component (GO): mating projection tip; spindle pole body; cell cortex
Source: RefSeq, a predicted model, not a curated record